Serpula lacrymans var. lacrymans S7.9 is the source of this 425-nucleotide messenger RNA. RefSeq lists its product as uncharacterized. Lineage: Eukaryota; Fungi; Basidiomycota; Agaricomycetes; Boletales; Serpulaceae. The transcript has a single exon. The record is from RefSeq and is a predicted model, not a curated record. Bases 105 to 275 code for a protein of 56 amino acids.
UUAGAUAUAGCACGGCACGAAUUCGAGGUAUUUAUCGACGGCCGUUACCGCUCGCCGUCCCUCGACAUCGGCGCUUGGUAUAGCGUCUAAUAUCUGGCCUGCGCAUGCUCUUCGAUCAUGCUGCUUUCGGCGUGUCCUUGUACCAGCUCACCUCGGCUGUACGACACCGCACAUCAAUCAGUACGUUCUGCCAUCUGGACGUUUGUUCCAGUGGAGAGUUCACUUGUGUAGCAGCUCAUGAGAGCUCAGUUGACUUGGAAGUGCUGUGUUGCUAAUUAGCCUCCCACAUGAUCUCAAAGCGGUGCAUACGGGCGGUGUGUGUGCUACGUGAUGCAGUCCUUUCUGAUAUCAGUUUUGCGCGCCUCUUUAAGUAUAUCACUGUAUGUUACAAUGUUGCUAGUAAACGAUCACCUGUGUCAGCCUUU